GGUGGGAAGCCAGAGGACCGGCUCCGAGGGAGGUUAUAAAAGGCAGGAGCAGGUCGCUGAGCAAGGGGGAGGGUGAAAGGUACCUGCCCGGCUCCCCGCAGCCCCACCAGACCUGGACACGCUCCUCUGCACGAAGCCCAGAGGAUUUUAUCCCUGACGGCAGAAGGAGUCCAGUAGGAGUGGGGACCGCUGCCAACCAUGCCCCGGGGAGCUGGGCGCAGUGGGGGUUAAGGAUGGUGCCCAGCCUACGUCCUGCCCUCCUCCUCCUCCUGCAGGCAUUUCUCCUAUGGGAUAGCCCAGUUGCAGCCUCCAUCCAAGAGCAGUACUGUGAGAGCCUGCCGCCUGUCACAAACCACACAGGUCCCCAGUGCAACGCCUCCGUAGACUUGAUCGGCACGUGUUGGCCCCGUAGUGCGGUGGGACUGCUGGUAGCUCGCCCCUGCCCCGAAUAUUUCUAUGGCGUACGGUACAACACCACAAAUAAUGGCUACAGGGAGUGCCUCGCUAACGGGAGCUGGGCAGCACGGGUCAACUAUUCCCAGUGCCAGGAGAUCCUCAGCGAAGAGAAGAAGAGCAAGCUGCACUACCACAUUGCCGUCAUCAUCAACUACCUGGGGCACUGUGUCUCGCUGGGGGCCCUUCUCGUGGCUUUCGUCCUCUUCAUGCGCCUGCGGAGCAUCCGGUGCCUGAGGAACAUCAUCCACUGGAACCUCAUCACAGCCUUCAUCCUACGCAAUGCCACGUGGUUCGUGGUGCAGCUCACGAUGAACCCAGAGGUGCACGAGAGCAACGUGGUCUGGUGCCGCUUGGUCACUGCCGCCUACAAUUACUUCCAUGUCACCAACUUCUUCUGGAUGUUUGGCGAGGGCUGCUACCUGCACACGGCCAUCGUGCUCACCUACUCCACCGACAAGCUCCGCAAAUGGAUGUUUAUCUGCAUCGGCUGGUGUAUCCCUUUUCCCAUCAUCGUCGCCUGGGCCAUCGGGAAGCUGUACUACGACAACGAGAAGUGCUGGUUUGGGAAGCGAGCAGGAGUUUAUACCGACUACAUAUACCAAGGCCCCAUGAUCCUGGUGCUUCUGAUCAACUUCAUCUUUCUGUUCAACAUCGUCCGAAUCCUCAUGACAAAGCUUCGAGCUUCAACCACGUCAGAGACGAUCCAGUACAGGAAAGCAGUCAAGGCCACGCUGGUGCUGCUGCCCUUGCUGGGAAUCACCUACAUGCUGUUCUUCGUCAACCCGGGGGAGGAUGAGAUCUCCAGGAUUGUCUUCAUCUACUUCAACUCCUUUCUGGAGUCCUUCCAGGGCUUCUUUGUCUCUGUUUUCUACUGCUUCCUGAACAGCGAGGUCCGAUCAGCUGUACGGAAGCGGUGGCACCGAUGGCAGGACAAGCACUCCAUCCGCGCCCGCGUGGCUCGGGCCAUGUCCAUCCCCACCUCCCCGACCCGCGUCAGCUUCCACAGCAUCAAGCAGUCCACGACUGUCUGAGGCGGGAGCGAGCUGCCGUACGGGAUGGGGGAGCUGGUGUCCCUGUUGUGUGGGGCCCCUGACAUGGCACAGCACAGGAGCCAGAUCCUGCCUGCACCCACCAGUCUUGCAGAGGGCGUACAAACUCACUGCAGCUAUAGGAAACCCUACAGAAGCUCCUGUCCCAUUUGCUGGGGCAGAUCUGUAGGCUAGGACAGCUGAGAUGCUGCUUUGUCAUCUCCCAGGCAGCGGUGUGACCUGCUGGGGUGGCAGAAGGAGCCAGAGGAGCCCAGAGAGGUUGCAGCAGCCUCCCUGCCUGCCUCCAUCCUAGGCACGAUGCCCUGUGUCCCAUUGCUGUCUCUCUCGAGUUUGCCACUGUUUUGAGGUGACAGGACAUUGCUGGGACGGCUUAUGGGGCUAAGCCUUGGGAAGCUGGGUGAGCUUUCCAAUAAGUGCAUGCUGCGGUGCUGCUGGGAUGGGGGAAGCCCUCUGGGUUGAUGGGGGAUGGAUGGAGAGUCCUGGACUUGUGGCAGACAAUGCUAUACGUGGCUGUUUUUGUACCACUGGGGUUAUCCGAGCCCUUCCCCAGCCCCUUGCUAGGUGCCUGGGGUGGCCUGUAACUGCUGCUUGGUCUGACCAGGUCAUUUCUCAUCUUGACACUGAGGAUGUGAGGCAGAGAAAUGGGG
Messenger RNA from Phalacrocorax carbo (great cormorant), 2152 nucleotides. Lineage: Eukaryota; Metazoa; Chordata; Aves; Suliformes; Phalacrocoracidae. The record is from RefSeq and is a predicted model, not a curated record.